AUGACCACCUUUGCGAGAAAGCUCGCAUCCCAUAUCUUGAAACGCUCGGAUGUCGCUAUCCCCGGCUACUGUCACGACCCGAGCAAGGUUUCAGAAACCAUCGCCUCCUCGCCUAAAGUGACACUCAUCAAAGGUGACGCAUUUGACCAUGAUUCUAUGAGCAACUUUGUCAACUCCUGCGACGUGGUCUUAUGCUGCUAUCUUGGCGACGACAAGCUUAUGGUUGACGGCCAAAAGGCCUUGAUUGCUGUUUCCCAAGGACCUCCGAUUCAUGUCAAGGCCUACCUGGAAACAGGGAAAGUUCAAGGCCCGCAUACCCACAUUGGAGGAUUCAUGGAGCCAAUCUUCAGUUCAUUCUUCAACAUUUUUGACCCGAGCACUAAUACCUUCCGGCAUAGGGUUCUUGGUGGGCGUGCAACAAUUCGUGAGAUCGCUCAGUCCUUUGAAAAGGUGUUAGGAGUCAAGCCUACUCUUGAGAGCCUCUCCCUGGGUGAUCUAUAUAAGACGAUGCAUGGACUUCGCCAGAAGAACCUGGCUGACGUCUUUAGUUACAUGUUAAUGUUCUUCUACUACUGCCGGAUCAAUGGCCAGACCUUUGUUGGAACAGAGCUCAAUAACUCCCAGUACCCUGAUGUCAAGCCGUUUACUAUGAUCACCUCCAGCUCUCUUGAAAUCGACAACUUGUACACUGGGUCUAUUUAA
Penicillium subrubescens is the source of this 702-nucleotide messenger RNA. RefSeq lists its product as uncharacterized. Bases 1 to 702 code for a protein of 233 amino acids. Lineage: Eukaryota; Fungi; Ascomycota; Eurotiomycetes; Eurotiales; Aspergillaceae. The record is from RefSeq and is a predicted model, not a curated record. The transcript is spliced from 6 exons.